AUGCCUGCCAAUCUCGGUAUCCGUGCGAUCUCCGCUACUCCGGGAACCGUUGCGAAAUUCACUACCUUGUUCAGGGCAGAAAUUCCUCUUAGAUUCGAAACAGGUAUUGCAACUGAUUGGGGAGAAACAGAAUUUCAUUCUAGCAGUACUGAAAUGACACACGAAAAUAUGAAAUCAUCAAGAAAAAAAAUAUUCGCAUGUCACAUUUGCGGUAAGGGCUAUAGACGAGAAGAUAACUUAACGAGUCACUUUCGUAUUCAUUCGGGUGAAACACCACAUAAGUGUGACGAAUGUGGCGAGGCAUUCAGUCUCAAGUCAACUCUGGUCACACAUCGCAAAAAACAUGUUGGCGAGAAAUCACAUAAAUGUGAGACUUGUGGUCUCGAAUUCGACUUAACGGUCGAUUUAAAGAGACACCAAAAGAAACACAGAGGGGAUAAACCUCACAUAUGUGAUUUCUGUGGUAAAGGGUUCCGCGUGACAGGGAAUUUACGAUCCCACCUAAGGACGCAUACAGGCGAGAAACCUCAUAAAUGUGAUAUCUGUGGCAAAGGCUUCAAUGAAACCGGUAACCUUCGUCAGCACCUGAUGACUCAUAGAAAUGCUGGGGAGAAGUCAUGCAUCUGUGAUGUCUGUGGUAAAGGAUUUGAUCAGCCAUCAUAUCUUGGGAAGCAUCUUAGAAUUCAUUCCGGGGAAAAGCAAUUCAAAUGUGAGGUAUGCGGGAAAGCCUUCAACAAAAAGUUUAACCUUCAAACACACAACAAGACUCAUACGGGAGAGAAACCACACAAAUGUUACGUUUGUGGCAAGGGGUUUGGUCUCGCUGCAAGUAUGAGACGGCAUCUUCUUAUGCAUACGGGAGAAAAACCGCACAUGUGUUUUAUCUGUGGGAAAAGUUACCAACAGAAGGAAAGUCUUCAGCAACACCACAAGAAAGUACACAAUACAUAG
Pecten maximus is the source of this 951-nucleotide messenger RNA. Its product is annotated as zinc finger protein 239-like. The transcript has a single exon. The coding region runs from base 1 to 951 and encodes 316 amino acids. Lineage: Eukaryota; Metazoa; Mollusca; Bivalvia; Pectinida; Pectinidae. The record is from RefSeq and is a predicted model, not a curated record.